GAAAACAGCGAAUCGUCGACAUUUUGAGCGGUUCAGGCGGAUCCGCUUCCAUGUGCGGUGGAAAACAAACCUACAAUGAAUCCACUCACCAAAGUGAAGCUCAUCAAUGAACUGAACGAAAGAGAGGCAGAUCUUGGAAUUAAAGACUCGGUCUCGUGGCAUUCCGAGUACAAAGACAGCGCCUGGGUUUUCGUUGGUGGACUUCCAUAUGAGCUGACAGAGGGAGACAUCAUCUGUGUUUUCUCUCAGUAUGGAGAGGUUGUUAACGUGAACUUGGUGCGAGAUCAGAAGACGGGCAAAUCAAAAGGUUUUUGCUUCCUUUGCUAUGAGGAUCAGAGAAGCACCAUCCUGGCCGUGGAUAACUUUAAUGGCAUCAAGAUUAAGGGUCGGACCAUACGAGUGGAUCAUGUGGCAAAUUACCGUCCCCCCAAAGAUUCAGAAGACAUUGAUGAAGUCACCAAAAGGUUACGUGAGGAAGGCUGCGCCCCCAAAUUGCCCUCGGCAUCAUCAUCUGAGUCAGAGUCUGAGGAAGUGUAUGUUCUCCCUGUGAAGAAACCAAAAAAGGAUAAAAAAGAAAAGAAGAAAAAGAAGAAGGAGAAAAAAGAGAAGAAGAAGGCAUCGAAGGUGGAGAGGCGUGAGGCACAGGACAAGUCUCCCUCUACUCCCCCCAUGAGAGUAAAGAAAGAGCGAGAGGAUGAGGGUUAUGAGAAGUAUGCCCUGAAGGGGGCGCCGGAGUCCAGAGGGGAGCGAGCAGGACAAGAGACGAGGAGCGCACGGGACAGACUGGAGGAAAUGGACAGAGUCAGAGAUCAGCAUGGUAACGACAGGAGAGGAGGGAGAGAGAGAGACCGAGAGGAUGAGAGGAAAACAAACAGAGAGGAGGGGAGAUACAAAGAAGACCAACAUUCACGGGAGAGAGAAAGAAACAGGGGCAGAGAAGGUGAUCAGGAACGAGAGAGGGGGAGGGAGAAUGAAAGAGAAAGAGAGAGGGAGCGGGACAGGGAGAGAGAUAGGGGUAGGGAGAAUGAAAGAGAAAGAGAGAGGGGAAGAGAGAGUGAAAGAGAAAGAGAGAGGGAUAAGGACAGGCAAAGGGAGAGAAACGGAGGUAGGGUGACUGAAAGAGAACGAGAGAGGGACAGAGAGAGAGGAAGAGAACGAGAUAGGGAUGGAGAGAAAGGGAGGAAUCGGGAAAGAGACAGAGAUGCUGACCGAGGGUCGACAAAAAACAGAGACCAAAGUCGAGAAAGGGAAUACAGGCGAAGCUGAAACAUGGACUGCAACUUCACCAGAGACUUUGCAUGGAUUUGUUUCACACAGUCCACUCGCCAGACGUUCACUGUGAGAUUUCUUGUGUGAUGGAUGUUAUUUGUUUUUGGUAGAUCUUGUAAAUAAACGUUUCAAAUUAGUAGCA
Molecule: messenger RNA, 1411 nt
Organism: Pygocentrus nattereri (red-bellied piranha)
Lineage: Eukaryota; Metazoa; Chordata; Actinopteri; Characiformes; Serrasalmidae
Gene: rbmx2
Product: RNA binding motif protein X-linked 2
Exons: 6
Coding region: 76-1266 (396 amino acids)
Biological process (GO): mRNA splicing, via spliceosome
Cellular component (GO): U2 snRNP; precatalytic spliceosome; catalytic step 2 spliceosome
Molecular function (GO): RNA binding
Source: RefSeq, a predicted model, not a curated record